Messenger RNA from Cladocopium goreaui, 944 nucleotides. The record is from the annotation of a GenBank genome assembly. NCBI's taxonomy places the organism in Eukaryota, Dinophyceae, Suessiales, Symbiodiniaceae.
AUGGAAAGUGGUAUCGCUGAAGAUUGUUGCGGAGGAAAGGCGUCAUAUGACACCCGAACUCAGGGUUGCUGCAAUGAUGAACAGGUCUUCGACUUGGGUCAGGAAUAUUUGGUCUUUGGAUUGCAAUGCUUGGCGCCGGUGGAACCACAAGAAGACAAGAUCCCGUGGAAUUGCACCAAGGAGUGGCCACCCAGCAACUACGCCAGCGUCUGGAAGCGCUAUUGCGCGACCAAGUCCGAAGACAGCCACAUGGCUUGGGCAAUGACCCCUUCAUGCCAGGUGGGUUGGCUUUCAGUCAAACAGACUUCCAAGAGUGCUGCAGAGCAGAAUGCUUUGGAGCAAUGUCAGUCAAGAGCAACUGCUUACAACCAGGAAACAUGUCACAUAUUUGACUUGGAUGGAAAGCUAUGUGCUCGGCAACGCUGCGGCUCCAAACUCCAUGACGCUACGAUGAUUGGGUGCUGCAACGGCCAAGUCUUUGACAGUCGAACACAAGAUUGCUGUUCGGGUCGAAUCUACAACACAGAAACCACUGGCUGCUGCAAAGGCCGCCUGUUUAAGAAGGAGCCCCGGAGGUGUUGUGGCGACAAAAUCCUGUUCAAUAGCAACACACAUGGAUGCUGUUUGGAGGAUGGGCCACAGAUUUUUCGUUUCGGGUCACAGAACUGCUGUGCGUCCCCAAAAGGAACGUGUCGAAUUCCUGCUGGAAUAACAACAUGCUGCAGGAAGGAAGGAAACUGGAGGCUUCCCUGAAGCACAGCAAGUCAGCUGUUUCACUGAAUCUGUAGAGGCAUGAUUCGGCCACCUCUAGCUACAAAUUUGUGGGACAAAAAAUUGUUCCAGGUUCACAUCCUUUGCUGUGUGACAAGACAUCACUUGUGACGAUGGCUGCACAGAAUCUGACAUAGUUGUUCGAAUGAUGCCUGCGCAGCUUUUUGCCAAGC